AUGGCCUCUACACCAGUAAACGGCGCCCAGGCCGUCGCCCAGCACAAACUGCUGGACCAGGUUGCCCGCGCGCCAGACCGCCGGUCCUCGCCCAUGCCCACACACCUGACCGUCCCUGGCUCCGGCCACUCGACACCGCGCGUCAUCCCCCAAGAAGGCACAAGUGGCUCCGGCUACGUGGCCCCUACAUUCGAGGGCAAGGAGCAGCAGAUGGAGGGCGUCAUGGACGGCGUCGAGGACAAGGGCUUCAUCCCCCCGGACUUUGUCGAGUCCGAGGUCAAGUGGUUCUACAACGAGCUCGGCAUCGACGACAUGUACUUUGCGACCGAGUCGGUCGAGGCCAUUGUCACCCACAUCCACUCGCUCUACGCCGCAAAGGUGGCCGCCUAUGCUCGCGACGAUAAGCGCCUCGAGAUCAGGCUCGACAAGGAGGCCGAGGACCACGCCGUGUACAUCGACACCAGCAGGCCCGGCGUCUCGGUGCUCGACGGACCGCGCUACGAGCAGCGCAUCGACACAAAAUACCUCAACAACACAAAGGCCAACACGGGCUACCGUGUCGAGAGCUUCCGCUCCACGAGCCCGCUGCCUGGCAGCGACGACCAGCAGCUGCGAUGCUACUUUGUCUACCAGUGCGAGUUCGAGAGCCCCAACCCCGGCGAGACCGAGACCGACGUCGAGAAGAUUGGCGACAAGCGCUUCCUGCAAAAGGCCACGGCCAACACCAAAGCCAUCUACCAGCAGGCGCUUGAGGUCGCCGUCGAGCGAACCGGUCCCGUCAUCGAGUGGUUCGACAUUGAAGGCUCGCGCGACAAACGUCUGGUCCUCGCCUACAAGCAGGGAUCCGCCUUGGGCAUGUUCAGCGCGCUCAGUGAUCUGUACCACUACUACGGUCUGACCACGUCUCGAAAAUACGUCGAGCAGUUCUCCAACGGCUACACGGUCAUGUCCUUGUACCUCAGCCCCCUCACCGGAGCUGCAGGCGCCAAGCACCCUCCCAUCGAGGCCUCGAUUCACCAGAUCAUCAAGGAGAUCUCUCUGCUGUACUGCAUCCCCCAGAACAAGUUCCAGACCCUGUUCGCUACAGGCAGGCUGAGUCUGCAGGAGACCAUCUACGCCCACUGCGUCUGGGUCUUCAUCACCCACUUCCUCAACCGUCUCGGAAACGAGUACACUGCGCUCUCGUCCAUCCUGAACCCCGAGAACAGCGCGCACGCCGAACUGCUCUCCAAGCUGAAGCGCAGGCUUCGUGCUGAGACCUUCACUGCCGACUACAUCCUCGAGAUCAUCAACUCGUACCCCGACCUGGUGCACAGCCUGUACCUGUCCUUUGCCAACACCCACUACGUCCAGACGCGGGGCACCGAGGACGACUUCCUGCCAACACUGAGCUACCUGCGGCUGAAGAUCGACAAGGUCCAGACGAGCGAGGAGCUGACCGACACCAUCAACAAGGCCGUUGUCAACGACCACCACCAGAUGGUCAUGAACUCGUUCCGCAUCUUCAACAGCUCCGUCCUCAAGACCAACUUCUACACCCCUACCAAGGUCGCCGUCAGCUUCCGCCUGAAUCCCAACUUCCUCCCACCCUCCGAGUACCCUCAGCCGCUGUUCGGCAUGUUCCUCGUCAUUGGUUCAGAGUUCCGUGGUUUCCACCUCCGCUUCCGUGACAUCGCUCGUGGUGGCAUCCGUAUCGUCAAGUCGAGGAGCCAAGAAGCGUACUCGAUCAACGCACGCUCGCUGUUCGACGAGAACUACAACCUCGCGAACACGCAGCAACGCAAGAACAAGGACAUUCCCGAAGGUGGAUCCAAGGGUGUUGUGCUGCUUGACUUCAAGCACCAGGACAAGGCUGCCGGUGCCUUUGAAAAGUACAUCGACAGUAUCCUCGAUCUUUUGCUGCCUCCCAUCAGCCCUGGAAUCAAGGACCCUAUCGUCGAUUUGCACGGCAAGGAGGAAAUCCUCUUCAUGGGCCCGGAUGAGAACACUGCUGAUCUUGUCGACUGGGCGACCGAGCACGCUAGGGUUCGGGGUGCGCCCUGGUGGAAGUCUUUCUUCACCGGCAAGAGCCCCAAGCUCGGCGGUAUCCCCCACGACCGCUACGGCAUGACCACCUUGUCCGUUCGCGAGUUCGUUUUGGGCAUCUACCGCAAGCUGAACCUCGACCCCAGCAAGGUCCGCAAACUGCAGACUGGUGGCCCAGACGGCGAUCUCGGCUCCAACGAGAUCCUCCUCUCCAACGAGAAGUACGUGUCCAUUGUUGACGGGUCUGGUGUGCUUGUUGACCCCAACGGCCUCGACCACGCGGAGCUGCUCCGCCUCGCCAAGAACCGCCAGAUGAUCAACAACUACGACGCCUCGAAGCUGUCGCCGCAGGGCUACCGCGUUCUCGUCGACGACACAAACGUCCGCCUUCCCUCUGGCGAUCUGGUCUACAACGGCACCACUUUCCGCAACACCUUCCACCUGCGCAGCGACAUCCAGUACGACACCUUCGUCCCCUGCGGUGGCCGUCCCGAGUCCAUUGACCUUUCCUCUGCAAACAAGCUCAUCGUGGAUGGAAAGUGCAUCAUCCCGUACCUCGUCGAAGGCGCCAACCUCUUCAUCACCCAGGACGCCAAACUCCGCCUCGAGAAGGCCGGCUGCAUCUUGUACAAAGACGCGAGCGCGAACAAGGGCGGUGUGACCUCGUCCUCGCUCGAAGUCCUGGCCUCUCUCUCCUUCGAUGACGAGAGCUUCGUGAAGCACAUGUGCGUCGACGCCAACGGCGUGGCACCCGACUUCUACAACCAGUACGUCGCGGGCGUGCAGAAGAUCAUCCAGAACAACGCACGUCUCGAGUUCGAAGCCAUCUGGCGUGAGCACCAGGCGACAGGCCAGCCGCGCUCGAUCCUGUCCGACACGCUCUCCAACGCCAUCACCAAACUCGACGAGGAGCUGCAAAACACCGAUCUCUGGAACAACGUUGGCUUCCGCCACUCGGUCCUCUCCGAAGCCCUGCCCCCGCUGCUCCUGCAGCAGAUUGGUCUCGACAAGAUCAUUGAGCGGGUACCAGACAACUACCUCCGCGCCAUCUUCGGCUCCUACCUCGCCUCGCGCUUCGUCUACGAGUUCGGCGCCAGCGCCUCGCAGUUUGCUUUCUUCGACUUCAUGAGCAAGCGCGUCGCCAAGGCGAACGCGCAGACCAACGGCGCUGUUACGCAUUGA
This is a messenger RNA of Ascochyta rabiei, 3207 nucleotides long. RefSeq names its product Glutamate dehydrogenase. The transcript is spliced from 2 exons. The record is from RefSeq and is a predicted model, not a curated record. Lineage: Eukaryota; Fungi; Ascomycota; Dothideomycetes; Pleosporales; Didymellaceae. Bases 1 to 3207 code for a protein of 1068 amino acids. Gene Ontology annotation, molecular function: L-glutamate dehydrogenase (NAD+) activity. Gene Ontology annotation, cellular component: mitochondrion.